This is a messenger RNA of Dioscorea cayenensis subsp. rotundata (Guinea yam), 1615 nucleotides long. RefSeq names its product triacylglycerol lipase OBL1-like. Gene Ontology annotation, molecular function: triacylglycerol lipase activity. The coding region runs from base 13 to 1458 and encodes 481 amino acids. Lineage: Eukaryota; Viridiplantae; Streptophyta; Magnoliopsida; Dioscoreales; Dioscoreaceae. The transcript is spliced from 5 exons. The record is from RefSeq and is a predicted model, not a curated record. Gene Ontology annotation, biological process: lipid metabolic process.
UUUGUCUUCACAAUGGUUUCAAAGGGUUUUAGUGAUGAAUACUUAAUCUUUCAUCAUGAGAUGAUUGGUUUUCUAGACAUUCUUAGCUUGAUAUUCCUUAGAAGAAAGUUGACAAGCUAUAAGUUUGUGGAGGCAAGCAAUGCCACCAGUCUCAAGUUCAACAAUGUCCGUGCAGACUGGGUUUCUGCUCUUAUUUUGCUCCUUCAGAAGUUCUUAGGUUUUAUCAAGAAACCAUUGAAGUUUACUGGCAUUGCUGUUGAGUAUCUGCUGAACUUGGUGUCCAUUAAUGGUGGCAUCUGGAGCUUGAUUAAGAACUUGGCCACAUUUUCGGUGAAGUGGCCAACUCCAAAUUCAAAAGAAUACCGAUCAUUUAUCGGUCACAUUGACGGCAGGACUGAACUCCAUAGAAGCGUCCCUGUGUCUAUUUAUUUUCAGCUAGCGGAUCCGGAGAUCGGUUUAAAUGAGGACAUAAACCACACUGAUCUUUUUGCUAUGGCUGCAAAGCUUGCUUAUGAGAAUGAAGCCUACAUCCGUGAAGUAGUCACUGAAUCCUGGAAGAUGAACUUUGUGGCAUAUUUUGACUGCUGGAAUGAAUCUCUGCAGGCAAAGACAACACAAGCCUUCAUGUUCACUGAUAAGUUGUUGAAUACCCCUUUAAUUAUAAUAGCUUUCAGAGGAACCCAACCAUUCGAUGCCGAUGAUUGGUCAACGGAUAUUGAUCUCUCCUUCCUCUCAUUAGGCAAAAUGGGCAAUGUCCAUGCAGGAUUUCUCCAUGCUCUAGGCUUUAAAUCAUCUCCAACUAAACGUAGCACUGAGCUUGAAGAUCAAACCCAAGACUUGGUAAGACCAUUAGCAUACAAUACCAUAAGAGAUUCUCUCAAAGCUCAACUUCUAGUUCACCAAAAUGCGAAGAUUAUCAUCACUGGGCACAGUCUAGGUGGCGCGCUAGCCGUCCUCUUCCCUGCAUUGCUUGAAUACAAUCAAGAAACGACAUUACUCAACUCCAUGCAAGCAGUGUUUACUUUCGGACAACCGAGAGUAGGUGAUGAGACCUUUGCAAAAUAUAUGGAGUCCACCGCUUGGCUAAAUUACAACCGAAUGGUUUAUCGAUUCGACAUUGUUCCUCGAAUUCCCCCGGAUUAUUCUCCUAUUAGUCUCUUCAAGCAUUUUGGCAAUUGUUACUACUAUGAUGGUUGGUACAAGUUUGAGAAGAUGGAGGACGUGCCAAACCCUAAUUACUUGGACUUAACCUUUUGGCCAACAAUGUACGCAAAUGCAUGGGGAGAUCUGAUCAAGGGUACACAGAUGGGGAAGACACAUGGGGAGGAGUACAAGGAAGGGUUCGUGUCCAUAAUGUUUAGGGCAUUUGGACUCAUCAUCCCUGGAGUAGCUUCUCACAGCCCCAGAGAUUACGUCAAUGCAGCAAGGUUGGGCCAGACAUCCUACAACAAGUUAUGAAUUAAGCCAUUCAACACAGGACAUAUAUGGAAUAAGGACUACAUUAAUCAGUUGAAGAAUAAGCCAGGCGUUGGUGCCCUUAUGGCCUUUGAGCGCUUACUUGUUUAACUUUGAUCUUUUUGUUGCUUGUGUUUGUGUGUGUAUACGCGUGUAAGAA